Parasteatoda tepidariorum (common house spider) is the source of this 4284-nucleotide messenger RNA. RefSeq lists its product as uncharacterized. Gene Ontology annotation, biological process: spermatogenesis. The record is from RefSeq and is a predicted model, not a curated record. Lineage: Eukaryota; Metazoa; Arthropoda; Arachnida; Araneae; Theridiidae.
UAUUAAAUAAACUGAACUGAAGAAAAAAUAGCUUGAGGUCAUGGUCCUGUUAUUUGUUUUUGUUCUUGUUUUGUUUCCCAAGCUUUCCAAAUGAAACAAUGUCUCUUCGAGUCGGAUUAGGAGCUUCUCAAGCAGAUUUAGAUGUACAGGGAGAAAUUGAUUUUGAUUUUUUUGACGAAAGUAAUAGUUCUUCCAUUCCAGCUAAGCAAUCUAAUGUUCUGACUGAAGUCAAUCACAUGACAUUGGGCGCAGAUUGUUCCGAGCUUGCUUGUGAAAUCAGUUCUUUAAACCAAGAUGCAAUUAUUUCCAAUGGGUCUCCUUCUGCUUCAAGCUAUGAUUUUAAUCAACCUGUUAUAACCAUAUCAUGCGAUAAUACCACUGGAGCAAUACAGAAAACUAUUAAAACUGUCAUCCCUACUCCAUUUAAUUACAAAGAUAAUAAAUGCGGUCGAAAGAGUCCUUCUAUGCCAAAUAGAAAAGUUGCUGUAAGUCCACGUUUUAAAAGCAAGGUUUUCCAGGAUGAUGAUGGAUCUGAUGACAGCUCUAUUUCGAGCAUGUCAGAGUCUGAAUCAGACAUGUCUUCAGUGAGUGCUGAUUCUUUUGAAUUAAAUGAAGGGGAAUCAGAUUCCAUGACUGAUGUUAGUCCUUUGCCAUCACCUUUCCAUUGCUCUACACCCAAUUCCAGUAAAUUUAAUAAAGAACAAACUCUAUCACCUCCUUUGAAUAUUUCUUCAGAAAUAAAAAAGGAUCAUGUGAAAUUUACUGAUGAUGUUGAAAGCAUGUCUGAUACAAAGUUAUGUCCUAAAUGUGACACUAUUGAUAUUCAGGAACUUGUACGAGCUAUGAAAAGACUGAAAAUGAAACAAAACAUAAAUUCGAGUUAUGUGAGGAAAUGUAAAAGUCCUAUUUUAACGCACAAUGCCAGAUGCCGAAAAAAUUUAUCUUUCACAAAUGAGGAGGUGCGUCGAAUCGAUAAUGAUAACCAAAUUUUGUUAAAGAAGAUAAUUGCUCAACAAAAUAGAGUUACAUCACUAGGAAAUUCUUCACCUAGAGUAUCCUCAUCAGCAACAGUGAAUCGACACAAACAACAACGUCAGAUAGAAUUAGACAAUUUGGCCUUGUUGAAAAGAUUGGAAUCUGCAAAGCCUUCCAGAGAUUUAAAUCGAUUACAUUUGCUUCAAGAUUAUGACCGUCGGUCAUCUGGUGUUUUAUCUAGAGCAUCUUCAAGAUCCUCAUAUCCUUGCAGCUCAACUCAGUCAUAUAGUAGAACAUCAAUGCAUUCAUCAGGACGUUCCAGUGCUGUAAGUGUUAAGCCAACCAACUCUUCAGUAUUACGCUCACAGUCGUUGACAGCAAUGAACAAGUCUUAAAUUAUGAUAAUCUUUUUAUGAUGUGAAUGUAUUUACAGAAUUGCCAACUAUUACGAUUUAUUUAUAAUUAUUGCAAUUCCAUACUCAAUAUUAGGGUUGAGUGAUAAAAUAUAGUUUUUUCCCCUUAAUUACCAAGAGUUUUGAAAUUUUGUUGUUUGAAACUAAUCUGUAUUAUUAUUUUUUUUAACUCCUUAAACAAUUCUAAAAGCAAUAAGUAAAAACAAAAACGAUUUGAUAGAAGAGGAGAAAAAAAGAGAAAUCUUAUCUUUCCUUCUUCCUACAAGCUAUUCUGAAACUUAAUCUUCUGCUCUUAUAGAAAAGUAAAAGAAUGUAAACUCAAAUCUGUAAUGCUGUGAGAAAAAGUGUUUAGUAGUUUAAAUGCAGGAUGAUAAAAAGACAAUAAUGGCUAUUUCUAAUUUAACCAAAAAACUAGGACAUUGAUACCCAGUAAUCAAUUUAAUUGUAUCAUUUUAUUAUAAAAAAUAAAAUUCCAUUGUUGUAUAAUUUUUAAUAGUACCUUUAUUUAAGUGUAACUUUUUUUACUUCAUAAUUCAUGCAUAAUUGUAUUACUAUUUAUACAUCUAAUAAAUUUCUCAAGGCUAACUGUAUAUAUCUGUAUUUCUGCGUUAUUGUCUUCUAAUUAUUGAUAAGUUAGUUGAAAAGUUGGCACCUCUGUAUAUAUAUUACCAAAUUUAUUUCAUAAUGUAAUAAUUUUUUUUGGUGUUGUUCUUUUCAUUAUUUUUUAUGAUAAUAAGUUAUGUUCUGUGUUCAUUUUUUUAUUUGUGAAGUUUUAAGUAAAAUUGAAUAUUAGCACAGGCAGCUCUUACAUUUUAUUUUCGUUGCUGUUAUCUGUUUUGAAUAGUUUUUCUCACCUGAGGCCAGUGUAAUGUGUCAAAUAAAUACAUAUUUAUUAAUAAGAAACAAAUCUUUCAUAUGAGUAGUAUAUUCUUAUUAAAUAAUGCUAAAAUGGUCUCUCUGAUUACUAUUUAAAGAAAAAAUGUGUGCUUAAAUGUUAUUUCAUCUUAGAUUCGUUUAUAUAUAUAUAUAAUAUAGUAAAAAUGUAAAAUGAUAAUUAAGAUUAUUUCUUACUUAUCUAUAUAUUGCUAAUAUUUUUUGCCAUUUCUGUAUAGUUAAUUGAUUUUACUCUGUGAUAUGUUACAUAAAAUAAGCCUAAUACAAUAUUGACAACUGUAAAAUUUUUUGCUUGUAAGUCAUCUAAAUAACUUUGUUCCGAUUUAAGCUAAAUUGAAUUUAAACACAUGAAAUUUCAUGAAUAAUAAAUUAAAAAAAAAACGUAUUUAAAAUUUUCAACAAUAAACAUAAGUGAGUUUUGAGAUUGAUAAUUAAACCCCCAAAUUUUUUACUUUUUUCUGUGUAUAAUGUACAGGAAAUUUGUAAAAAAAAAAAAAACUAUCUAUAAAUUUUGGCUAAAUUCUAAUAAAAUUAAUUAGUCUAGCUUUUUUUUUUUUAUUGACUUUAUGUUUUACAGGAUAUGAACAAAAACUGAGAACAUUGUGUAAAAUUGGUAUAUUUCAAAAAUCAUCUUUAAUGACUGGAAUAGUUAAUAUUCUGAAAUUUGAGAUUAAAAUAAUUUAAAUUUAACAUAUUUUAAUAGCUUAUUUAAAUAUGUGUAUCAACUUAAAUAAGUUGGGAAAUUGUUUUUUUUAAUUUUUUUUUAAAGCAAGUCUAAGUUAUAAAUCACAAAUGGUAUUGAGAUUUACAUCAAGUGAUAGGAGCUAAAAUAGUGAGGUGUUUUUUCUUUUACACCCCAGGUGUAGAAUUACACUUUUCAACUACAAAGUUUAAAAAUAUGGUUCUUAGUGUCUUUCAGUAUUGAAUUCUGCAUAAGGAAAGCGUUCAAUAUAAUUUUAUUACAUUCGUGAAAUAACAUGUAACAAACAGUAUAAAACUAGUUUAUUUGCUGUUUAAAAAUAUACCAAAUUCAUAUUCAGCUACUUCUUAAAAUUUUUUUUUAUAUGCAUGGUAUUAUUUUAUCUACUUUGGGUAUUAUGCUUAUCUACUUACUUCUUACAGCUAUGCAUGCCCAAAAGGAUAGAUUUUUUUUUGUUGUUAUAUACUCUAAAGUACAAAACAAUGUGAAUAAAAUACAGAAAUGGACAAACUAUAGUUUUGGUUUUCUAAAAUAACCCUCAGUGUUUAAACACCAAUGAUUUUUCAAAACACUAAUAAAAACCUUCCUCGGUGUGAAGACACCAUUUUGGUUUUAAGACACUAAAAAGGUUCUUGUUUAGAAAACUGAAACUAUAUGUUCAUUUCUGUAUUUUAUUCACCUUGUUUUUUUACUUUAAUUAUACAUGUGUACACAGUUUAUUAGUUGCAUUCCAUUAGUUUGCAUUUAUUUUUAAUUCAAUUAAGUUAUUACAUAUAUUUUCUCAAGAUUUAUUACUUCAGUUUUUCAUUUGAAAUAAGAAAUUGCCUUUUUAUGUUUCAUUUAUUUGAUAUAUAUGCUAGUCUAUCAACUUUUUGAGUGUUAGUUCCAGUUUUUUCUGUACUUUAAACUGGUGCCUUUCUUGCAUCAAAAAUGUUUCCCCAUGUUAAUGUGUGGGAAAGAAGUGCAUAUUGGUACAAUUUCGUACAAGGACUAACACUUAGAGGGUUAAGUAUGUAUUAUACUUGUGCUUUUUAUAGAUACAUAAUCUACAAAUUUCUACCUGUUUUUUUUGUUGUAUUUAGAUGAUGUAAUUAAUACCAGUAUAUAAAAAUGUAAAUAUAUCCCUUUUGUGGAUGUUGUGUGAAAAAUGUUUUUAUGAUGCAAAAUUGAUUGUAUUUAUGGGCCAAAAAGAGUAUUAUGUAAAAGUUAAACAUUAAAGUGUAAAUAUAAGUCAUAUGUAAAAUAAAUAUUUUUUCAUUAAAUCCUUUAAAUUAAUAGAUUAAAAAGAUAUUUUAGAUGUUA